AUGAAUAGGCUCCCAGCACUACUUUCAACAUGGAUUAGACCAUCAAGGGAUGCGGCUGAAGAAAGGGACCUUGAGAUGCAAUUAACACAGGUUGAAGAACAUCCUGCUGGAUACCCACGAUUUUCCGCGCUCAUUGGGGCCGAGAAUAGCUUUCACAUCUGCCGCCGUUUCUCUAAUAUCCGUGCUCGUCUGCUUCUUCUCAAACAGGAUAAGGUCUCACGGCUGGAGGCAGAACUAGAGGGAAUUGACCGGGAGGAAAGUGCUGUUCUAUUCCUUGGCAGCAGGCGAUAUGAUCUCAAUGAGAGCCGAAAAGCGAUUCUGAACGACCUUAACUUGGCGCUAGAAGACUAUGACCGGUAUGUGGAACGGUCUGCACGGAUUUUAGAGUUCAGCAAUCCCAAUCCCCGAAACACAACAAACCUACAGAAGUGGGUUCAUGGGAACCGAUGCAUAGCCCGGGAUGAGGUGAAAUACCUUACAUAUGGCGGUAAUGAGUUACUCUGCAUGGCUACCCCGGCCGAUAGCACUGUUGCCCGGAUGGAAGACUGGGUGGAAGACAACCUGGUUCGUUUUUCCAAAAGAUUCUACAGGGUCCGUUGCGAUGCCAUGUCUAGCGACAAACAUGUUUAUAUCCCUUCAGGAUCUCUAUUGAGGCGGAUGGCUCAAGCCGUGGCCAUAUCCCUCAUUAUAACUGUGCUUUUAGGUCCCGCUAUUAUCUGUACAUUUUCACAGAGUCAACUGGUGAGAACAUGGGUUGUCAUCACCGCGACUGUCCUUCUUGUGAUAAUCAUAUCUGGUCUGACCAAGGCAAGAACUAUAGAUAUAUUGAUAGUUGGCGCGACGUAUUCGACCGUUCUAAUUGUUUUUAUUUCAGGGAAAGAUUGA
Molecule: messenger RNA, 885 nt
Organism: Aspergillus puulaauensis
Lineage: Eukaryota; Fungi; Ascomycota; Eurotiomycetes; Eurotiales; Aspergillaceae
Exons: 5
Coding region: 1-885 (294 amino acids)
Source: RefSeq, a predicted model, not a curated record